Anastrepha obliqua is the source of this 1006-nucleotide messenger RNA. RefSeq lists its product as uncharacterized. The coding region runs from base 332 to 952 and encodes 206 amino acids. The record is from RefSeq and is a predicted model, not a curated record. The transcript is spliced from 2 exons. Lineage: Eukaryota; Metazoa; Arthropoda; Insecta; Diptera; Tephritidae.
AUGAAACGAUGGUUGCCGGCAACAAAUUUGGAAAAUUUCAUUCCUGUGAGUGCGAGCGAGACCGACUUACGUGAAUGUGGGCGCGCGAGAGAGAGCGUAUAUCGUUUAUAUACUGGCUCUCUCGCACGCGCUGGCUCUACUUUUUCACUAGGAAUUUUGAAUGGUUAUUCAUAAGUCGCCAUCUGCCUGCAAUACAAUAGGGGCGGUAUUCAAGGACAACAGUGUCCGGACUCAAAGUACGAUGUCAUGUAUAGUUAGUUCUUUCCACAGUGUUGGCUAGUAAAGACGUAAAUUUUAACUUUUCGUUCGAUUUUCUUACUUGUUAUUUAAAAUGGAAUCUUCCAUCAAGUGCGUUUUUUGUAACAGUAAAAGUACAAAUGAUAAACUCGUUGCUUUUACCGUGCAUACGUUAAAAAAGUGCCGGGAAGUGUUGGACAUUCGGAAAAAAUUUAAUUUAAAAUAUAAAGAUGUUAUUUUGCCAGCAUCAGAAUGUGAUGACGGCUAUCAUAUAAAAUGCCAUAAACUGUUCUUAGCAGUCAUGAAAAAGUAUUAUGAAAAAAAGGCACUUACAUCAUCGGAUAUUUCAGUUCAAACAGAUGAACCGACACCAAGCACUUCAUCUGCUCACGAAAUAGAACAAACACAUCAGGAAGGUCAAUCUGCCAUACAAGAAGCUUCAGGUGAAAAAUUAACGGAGGCAGCAUUAAGUGUGGCGCAGGAUAUUUGUGCAUUUUGUAAUAAAAAAUAUAAAAAAUUCAAAGGACGUCAGGCACCACUUGUUAGAGGAGAAAAAAAAAUUCUCAUUGAAGCCUUGGCAGAAUAUUUAGAUGUUGUGAGAGAUAGUGAACUUUUUAAGUCACUUUCUAACGAGCCUCCGCACUUAUUUUAUCACAAAAUCUGUCGGGUUGAAUAUUUUAAUAAUUUAAAAAAAAUAAAAAGACAGCCGGUAUAAAAUAUAUUGACUUGUGCUUUCAUCAACGCACUUUCAACAUGGGCUGGCAGUACU